UCGAUGUUGACGAAACGAAAACGCGUAGUGAGCUGUGUAGACUGAAAAUUUGUGUCUAUAGUUUGGUGUUUGAAAAUUGUGAUAUUAUUUAGUGCAAAUUGUGUGAUAAAACGUUACCAAAAAGAUGCCAAACUGUGUCGAGCUGUCACGUUGCAGCUCAGCGUUCGUGGAUAUUGAACGGGUGGAAUCCGAACCGGACAGAAUACCAGCAGUGCAGACGGACCCUAGCAUUAACCGCAGUAACGGAUUUGGAUCACCAUUCUCCUUAAAAAUCCCUACAAAGCAGGACGUGCUUCCUACGGAUCACCAUCGAUUUCAGCAACCGAUUGUACAAGCUGCAAACGAGACGACAACAACCAGCAACGGCAGUGCCAACAGUAUGAUCGGAACAGCGAAAAUUCUUUCAGGCACUGAUGUGGCCAAGGAAGUGCGUGAACGGUUGAAGAAAGAGCUUAGUGAAAUGAGAAGCAAGAUUCCGACGCUGGUACCGGGACUGGCCAUCGUGCAGGUCGGUGGCCGAGAGGACUCCAACGUUUACAUCCGCAUGAAGAUCAAGGCGGCCGAGGAGAUCGGAAUCUACGCAGAGCACGUGCAGCUACCGAGCACGACUACGCAGACCGAACUGCUGGCGGUGAUCAAACGCCUCAAUGAAGAUCCCUGCUUUCACGGAAUCAUCGUCCAGAUGCCGCUGGAGUCACAGAAUCCGAUCGAUUCGCAUCUGAUCACCGACGCCGUAUCACCGGAAAAGGAUGUUGAUGGUCUUAACACUAUCAACGAGGGCCGCGUCGCAGUUGGUGAUAUGGGAGGCUUCCUGCCGUGUACUCCGAACGGGUGCAUGGAAUUGAUCAAGCGCACUGGUAUUCCAAUUGCCGGUGCAUCGGCAGUCAUCAUCGGACGUAGUAAAAUUGUCGGUACUCCAAUGGCCGAGCUGCUGAAGUGGCACGAUGCGACGGUUACGAUUUGCCACUCGAAGACGAAAAAUUUAAAUAUGAUGAUAAAGAAAGCCGACAUUCUGGUGGUGGCAGUCGGCAAACCGGAAAUGGUUCGUGGAGCCUGGAUUAAACCUAGUGCAGUGGUAAUUGACUGUGGCAUCAAUUCGAUUCCCGAUCCGACUAAGAAGAGCGGCCAGCGGCUAGUGGGGGACGUCAAGUACGACGAGGCACUGGUGGUGGCAUCGUAUGUCACCCCAGUACCGGGUGGCGUCGGCCCGAUGACCGUGGCGAUGCUGAUGCAGAACACCGUUCAGUCUGCGUUGCGAGUCGCUAAGAGGAUGAUCGAGAUGGAGUUCCGCUGGCCCAUCAAGACGUUACCGCUGAAACCGCUGGAGCAGGUGCCCAGUGACAUCGAGAUCGCUCGUUCCCAAACCCCUAAGGACAUCUCCGUGCUGGCGUCGGAAAUCGGCCUAAUUCCCUCCGAGGUUUCACUGUAUGGCGACAAGAAAGCUAAGAUUUCCCUGAAGGUAUUGGACCGACUGAAGAACGAGCAGGAGGGUAAAUACGUGGUCGUCGCUGGUAUAACUCCGACGCCGCUUGGCGAAGGCAAAAGUACCACCCUGGUGGGACUGGUGCAAGCAUUGACGGCUCAUAAGCAGUGCAACGCCAUUGCCUGCCUGCGACAACCGUCGCAGGGUCCCACGUUUGGGAUCAAGGGAGGGGCCGCCGGUGGCGGCUACUCACAGGUCAUUCCGAUGGAGGAUUUCAAUUUACAUUUAACUGGCGAUAUCCACGCGGUAACGGCAGCCAACAAUCUGCUGGCGGCACAACUAGACGCUCGCAUCUUCCACGAGGCCACACAAACGGAUCAGGCUCUGUACGAGCGGCUAGUGCCUGCAAUGAAGGGUUCGCGCAAAUUUUCAGCCAUUCAGUUGAGACGCUUGAAGCGUCUCGGCAUUGAGAAAACCGACCCAUACACACUGACCCCGGACGAGAUUCGGCGCUUUUCGCGGUUAAACAUCGAUCCUCACAAUGUUGUGUGGACUAGAGUUCUGGACGUGAACGAUCGAUAUCUUCGCAAAAUUACGAUUGGUUUGGCACCGACGGAGAAAAAUAUGACCAGAGACACCAGUUUUGCGAUUUCCGUUUCUAGCGAGAUUAUGGCGAUCCUUGCGUUGGCUACCAGCCUAGAAGAUAUGAAGCAGCGGCUGGCCAAGAUGGUGGUCGCAUUCGAUCGUACUGGGGCGCCAGUUACGGCCGAUGAUCUCGGUGUUACCGGUGCCAUGAUGGUGCUGCUGAAAGAUGCCAUCGAACCGACCUUGAUGCAGACGCUGGAAGGCACUCCGGUUAUGGUUCACGCUGGCCCGUUCGCAAAUAUUGCGCACGGUUGUUCGUCGAUUAUCGCCGAUGAUAUCGGGUUGAAGCUGGUCGGUAAAUCGGGUUAUGUCGUGACCGAAGCAGGCUUCGGAUCCGACAUAGGAAUGGAGAAGUUCUUCAAUAUCAAGUGUCGCUCGUCGGGCAAGAUACCAAAUGCUGUGGUACUGGUGAUGACGGUACGUGCAUUGAAGAUGCACGGUGGUGGCCCUCCGGUAAUCGCUGGGGCUCCACUGCGUCGUGAGUACACGAUGGAAAAUUUAGAGCUUGUCGAGAAAGGUUUGCCAAAUCUGUUGAAGCACAUUGAGAAUGGAUUGAAGUACGGUGUUCCCGUCGUGGUAGCAAUCAAUGCGCAUUCUAACGAUACCAAGGCUGAGCAUGAUCUGAUCAAGAAAAGCUGUAAACAGGCCGGCGCUGUGGCUGCCGUUGUUUCUGAACACUGGGCUAAAGGCGGUGCUGGGGCUGCUGAUUUAGCACAAGCCGUAAUUGAUGCCUGUCAGCUAAAGUCGAACUUCAAGCUGCUGUAUGAGCUGGAUUUAACGAUUGAGGAGAAAAUGCUCAAGAUUGCCAGAGAAAUGUACGGAGCAGGAACGAUUGAACUUACACCGAAGGUGAAAGAUGCCAUUAGAUUGUACACGGAGAAGGGUUUCGGAAAUCUGCCAAUUUGUAUGGCCAAAACGGCCAUGUCACUGACUGGCGAUCCUAGUGCCAAAAAUGCACCGAAGGAUUUCAAGCUGGUUAUAAACGAUAUCUGUCUGUCCGCUGGAGCGGGAUUUAUCGUUCCUAUGUGCGGUGAAAUCACCAAAAUGCCUGGACUGCCAACCAGACCGUCGAUUUUCGACAUUGAUCUGAACACCGAGACGGGUGAGAUCGAGGGUCUGUUUUAGGAGCGUUUUCGUAGACUUUUUUUGACGAGAAUACGAUUUUCUUCUUUAAACAAAUUUUAUCAGCACAGGAAAAUCGGGAUCGAUCAUCUUUUACUCUCUCUCUCUCUUUCUCUUAUUUCUUACUUAUUUUUAUGUGUGACGAACAUAAUUUACUACUAUGAUUAGCUACUAUAUAUUGCUUGUAGUAAAUAUUUUAGGAUGUUUGUAUUGUUUAUCUAAUAAAUGCUGCUUUUAUAAGAGAGAAA
This is a messenger RNA of Wyeomyia smithii (pitcher-plant mosquito), 3438 nucleotides long. RefSeq names its product C-1-tetrahydrofolate synthase, cytoplasmic (gene pug). Gene Ontology annotation, biological process: tetrahydrofolate interconversion. The transcript is spliced from 11 exons. Bases 125 to 3193 code for a protein of 1022 amino acids. NCBI's taxonomy places the organism in Eukaryota, Metazoa, Arthropoda, Insecta, Diptera, Culicidae. Gene Ontology annotation, molecular function: ATP binding; methenyltetrahydrofolate cyclohydrolase activity; methylenetetrahydrofolate dehydrogenase (NADP+) activity. The record is from RefSeq and is a predicted model, not a curated record. Gene Ontology annotation, cellular component: cytosol.